This is a messenger RNA of Cyanistes caeruleus (blue tit), 10928 nucleotides long. RefSeq names its product MCF.2 cell line derived transforming sequence-like 2 (gene MCF2L2). NCBI's taxonomy places the organism in Eukaryota, Metazoa, Chordata, Aves, Passeriformes, Paridae. The record is from RefSeq and is a predicted model, not a curated record. Gene Ontology annotation, molecular function: guanyl-nucleotide exchange factor activity; protein binding. Gene Ontology annotation, biological process: intracellular signal transduction. Gene Ontology annotation, cellular component: cytoplasm.
AAUUGGUUGAGCAGCUCUGCAGAGCAGUCUCCUUGCACCGUCCAAGCUGAAAUGCAGAAGUAAAAAAUCCAUUCUCAGAGAUGAAGAAUCAUAAAAUCAUAAGCCUGAAAGGGACCAAAAAUCACGAAGAGAAACCUUUUCUCAAAGAAAAAAAAUUUGCAAACAUAUCUGGCAUGCUUAUUAAGAGUAAUUCUGUGAUCUUGCAGUGUGCUUCUGGGAUCUUCUCUCUUCAUUGUUGCUUAUAAGACAGCUUUAAAUUAAUGAUAAGGAAGCCAUUCAGGGCAUGGGCUGUGCUGAGGUUCACAGCUUUCAUUCUGAAUGAGAGAUUAAAGUAAACUGAUAUUGAAAGCAAGGAGGGAGAAACAAACACAGUCAGUAAGCCUGUAAAAGUCUUAGCCAAUUGCAAUGGUGAACAUCCUGCUGGCGAGGGUGACCUUGAAUGAACUAAGUGGGAUAAAGUCACCAGGCUGGACUGACGGCUGAAGAAUCAGGCUGGAUUCCAGCAAACAGGGAGCAGAUUCCUGACAAGAGUCUCCUGAGCCAGGGCAAUGGCUUCUCGCUGUCGGAAAUGUGGACAACAGGUACCCAGGAAUCUGCCUUUCACUGCUGUCCGGAUAACAGAAGGAGAAAUGAAAUCUUAUCAUGAUUUUAUAGGAGGAUGCAUUAGACUGGAGCGCAUGGCAAAGAAAGAUGAAAUCAUGCAGCAGGAGAUACGGCCGCUGGUAGCAGUGGAUAUAAUAGAGCAGCUCCACAGGCAAUUUGCAAUCUUGUCAGGAGGAAGAGGGAAGGAUGGGGCACCCAUUAUAACCUUUCCAGAAUUUGCAGGAUUCAGUGAGAUACCCGAUGACGAUUUUCUGAAUGUGGUCACGUAUUUAACCAGCAUUCCCAGUCUGGAGGCUGCCAGCAUCGGAUUCAUCAUCAUCAUAGACAGACGACGGGACAAAUGGAGUGCAGUCAAGGCAUCCCUGACACGAAUAGCAGGAGCAUUUCCAGGAAACCUGCAGCUGGUGUUUGUCCUGAGACCCUCCCGCUUUAUCCAAAGGGCAAUCGCUGACAUUGGCAUUAAACUCUAUCGAGAUGACUUUAAAAUGAAGGUACCGAUCAUCAUGUUAAAUUCUGUCUCUGACCUGCAUGGCUACAUUGACAAGAGUCAGCUGACCCGGGAGCUGGGAGGAACCCUGGAGUACGGCCACAGCCAGUGGAUCCAUCACCGAACUGCUAUUGAAAACUUUGCAAUGACAGUAAAAACAACAGCACAGAUGCUACAGACCUUUGGAACAGACUUAGCAGAGACUGAACUUCCCAAUGAUGUGCAGUGCACAGAGGAGCUUCUCUCUUCACACACUGAGCACCACGGCAAGCUGAAGGAUGAGCUGAAGCUAGCAGUGAAGCAGGGGGCCACCUUACUGACAUGCAUCCGGGAGCCAGUCACCCGAAGUGCCAACAGCAAACUCAGUCCAGAUGAACUGGAAAAUGUGGCUACAGUGGAAAGGUUGUUGGCUCAGUUGGAUGAAACAGAAAAAGCUUUUGAUCAAUUUUGGACCAAGCAUCAUCUAAAACUAGAACAGUGCCUGCAGCUUCGACACUUUGAACACGAUUUUAGAGAGGUAAAAUUGACAUUGGAUAACCUCAUGGAAACACAAGCAGGUUUUGUUGACAUUGGAGACAGUGUGACUCGAGUCGAGAACCUUCUAAAGGAACAGAAACAUCUGGAAGAGAAAGGACAGGAACCUUUGGAGAAGGCCCAGUCUUUAGCUCUCCAUGGAGAACAGCUCAUCCAAAACAACCAUUAUGCAGUUGACUCCAUUAGACCAAAGUGUGUUGAACUCAGGCGGAUUUGUGAUGACUUUACCAAUGAGACCAAGAAAAAGUAUGAUAUUUUGGGAAAGUCUCUUGAGCUGCAUAAGCAGUUAGAUAAGGCAAGCCAAUGGUGCGAAGCUGGAAUCUACCUCUUAGCUUCCCAAGCUGUGGACAAGUGCCAGUCACAAGAGGGAGCUGAAACUGCACUCGUUGAAAUUGAGAAGUUCUUGGUAACAGCUAAGGAACACCAGCUCUCCAACCCAAAGGAGUUCUACAAUCAGUUUGACAUGAUCCUCACCCCUGAAAUAAAGGCAAAUGCCCAAAGAAUUGUACAAAAACUUGAAGAUGUACAAGAAAUGUUUGACAAGAGGCAAGUAAGCCUGAAGAAGCUGGCAGCCAAACAGACUCGGCCAGUACAACCUGUUGCUCCACAUCCUGAAUCUUCCCCAAAGCGAGCAUCACCAAAGAUUACCAGACCAGCAGCAGUAGCUACCAACAGGAGGUCUACAGAAAUUUCCUGCCCUCCAAAGACUGUUUCUGAAGUAGAGUUAUCAAAAAAGAAAAGCAUUAAGAAGACAAAAGGUGGAAUUAAGAUUGAAGUGAUGCAUGAAGCCAGUCAAGGAGGAUCUAGCAGAGUCCUGGUGACCAGUGAAAGUGAUGAGAACUUGUCAUCAAGGAGGAGCCACAUAAUCAAUGAGCUGAUAGAAACAGAACGGGUUUAUGUAGAAGAACUUCAAAGUAUAAUAGAGGGGUACGCUUCAGAAAUGGACAAUCCCAAUUUAGUACAUCUGAUUCCAUCUGCACUUCAGAACAAGAAGGAAAUCCUUUUUGGGAACCUCCCAGAAAUCUACUAUUUCCACAACAGGAUUUUCCUUAAGGAGAUAGAAAAUUGCAUUGAAAACCCUGAGCUUCUUGCCCGGUGCUUUUUGAAAAGAAAGGAGGACCUUCAAAUAUAUGAAAAAUACUGUCAGAACAAACCAAGGUCUGAAGCUCUCUGGAGACAGUGUGGAGACAGCACUUUUUUUCAGGAAUGUCAGCGCAAGUUGGAUCAUAAGCUCUCACUUGAUGCUUAUCUCUUAAAGCCAGUCCAGAGAAUCACCAAGUACCAGCUGUUGCUAAAGGAAAUGCUGAAGUGCAGCAAGAAUUCAGAAGGUACUGCUGAAUUGGAAGAAGCCCUGGCCACGAUGCUAGAUAUCAUCAAAUCAGUGAAUGAUUCCAUGCACCAGAUAGCAAUCACAGGAUAUGAGGGGGAUGUCAGUGAGCUUGGCAAGCUAUUGAUGCAGGGUUCCUUCAAUGUAUGGACUGACCACAAGAAGGGGCACAACAAGGUGAAGGACUUGGCUAGAUUCAAACCAAUGCAGAGACACCUCUUCCUCUAUACAAAAAUGCUACUUUUCUGCAAGAAACGUGAGGAGAACACCGAUGGCCAUGAGAAGACAGCUUCAUACAGCUUUAAAAAUUCAUUAAAGAUGAGCACUGUGGGCAUUACAGAAAAUGUAAAAGGAGAUAACAAGAAGUUUGAAAUCUGGUAUAAUGGCAGAGAAGAAGUCUAUAUCAUUCAGGCAUCUUCUGUUGAGCUGAAAAACACCUGGAUUUCAGAGAUCCGCAAAGUCCUGACAGGACAGCUGGAAGCAUGCAGAGAAGCAAGUCAACUGCACCAAAGAAUCACUGAGAGUGUGUAUCAUGCACCAAUGGAUUCCUCCAAUGCAAGCAGGUAUAGCAGGAAGUCAUCAAGUAUAUAUGAAAACAAAUCUGAGGCAUCAAAUGUGGAUGCAUCUAACAAUAAAAACAGGAAUUCCAGUCCCAGCGCCAGACAAAAGAGAGUUGAUGCUUCCAGCAGCCUUAACCUUGAGCGCACAGCGCUUGCUAGAAAGCGAUUCACAUUGCAAGGUCUUUCCAACCGCAGAGCUCCACCCAAAGAUCCAGAGUCUAAGGACAGAGAAGUUACCCGUCGCUUUUCCCUAGCCUCCUCCAUCAGCACCACAGUUAAUGCUUCUGCUGUGACCAAAGGUCCCCUUGUUCCUGCAGUUAAAGUCAAGAGACAUGAAAUAAAGAGUGACCCAACUCCCCUGGGGUUUGAAGAUGCUUUUGAGAACACCAUUUUGGCCCAGACUAAAUGUAAUGCCGGUUCCACCACGAGAUCAGUGCCUAGAUCUGCUUCACAGACAGGUUGGCCCAGCAGACAAAUGCCUUCUCUAGACACAUUUGAAGAUUUUGAAGCCAUCCCUUCCAGCAUGGAUGAACUCUCCAACUCUUCUGAUUUGGAGGAAGAGACAAACCCUAACAAUGGGAGCAAUCUCUUCCGGGUCGAAGGCAGUUUUGACAGCUGUUUCCCAGAUUCUCUUACCCUUGAGGAUGGAGAUUUAGUGCAGUUUGUGCAGGAAGGAGAGAAUGGUCAAUGGUUAGUGAAGAAACUGGUCUCUGAGAAAAGCGACUGGGUUCCCUCCAGUAUACUGCAGCCAGCAGAGGGGGACAGUAACAACAUAAUUAAGAGCAGCAAUGCAGACACAUACAACGAUUCCUGCAGCACAGCCUCAGUAGAGUCAGACACGAAGGAAAGUGAGGUGGCCAAAAGCUUCCCAGCAGAACAGAGGGCUGGCAGCUGAACAGCAGGACCAGCCUUCCUCAGGACCCUGUCCACCUGUCUUUAUCUUGGGUGGACACUGGAUCAAAGCUGCCUUUCUCACAAGCUCUAAGGUUCAUAAUUCACUAAUAUUUUAUCAGUGUGAACAGAUGAGAACUGUCCUGUCCACCUGGCAAGCUGGGAAAAACAAACUUGAAAGGAGCAUUAUACAUCCAGAAAACAUCAAACCUACCUUCAGUAUUAGAGGAGAAAAAUGCUUCUUGCAUUGAUUAUCAAACUGUUUCAGAAGAUGUGGCCUAAAUUAGGUCGACAGCAGAGCUGAAGAGUUUCUAUGCACGCACCUUUUGGCAACUUUGCUUGAGCACCACAUCACUGCAGAGGGGCACGUGGUGGUUAUGAGUCCUUGCUCCACCCUGGGGUCACCUGGAGGUUUUUCCAUUUGCUUGCCUCUGGCUGUGCCUUCCCUGUCCUUCUCAACUCCAGCUGAUACAUCAUCACAAAUGUGCCCUUUUUGCUGUCGGUCAACACCAAAAACACCCCACUUGAGGGUGGCUGUGCAAAGGAGACUUGUGGCUGGGACCAUCAGAGGGGCUCGGAGCAGCAGUGACGUGACUCCUCUGCGGUGGCCCGGGAAGGCCCUGCUGCACACAGCAUUCCACACCUGGAGCGCUGCAGGUGGCAGCUCCUGGCUGGGAGGUGCAGGGCCAAGCAGGGAAGUAAAGACGUGUAACAGCUACUGUGACAAAGAACACUCUGAACUCUUUUUACAGCCUAAGUCAAUCCUCUGCCCCCUCUACAGUCUCUGGUUGCUGGAUCACAACUCUUUGCAUUUGGUGCCGAGAAUUCAGUUGAAGGCCAUUUACUGUCACAUGUUUGAGUAGACUGCAUGCUUUCCUUGUGUGCUGGGCUAUGAGUAAAUACAUUUCACCCCCCAUUUGGAAUAUACUUAAGCAUUGCAAAUAGGCAGUGAGCAUUAGAUGCUCCAAUGAGUGGAUAAAGUGUUGUUGUUAAAUACUUCUUUCCAGGACGUUUGAUGAAAGGCAAAUCUCUGCCAUAUAAGGAUGUAAUGUAUAAUAUAAAGUGAUUACAGAUGUUAUGAUUCCUACACAAGCCAUUAGCUCAUUUAGAGCAGCUGUUAAGGCAUGAAGGCAUUUUGAUGGUAAUUGGGUCUUAGGUCCCACAAAAGCUGCUAGUACUUUAGUAAAGAUAAAUAUUGACUAAGGGUUGCAAACAGGCGAAGAUCAGUCUAGUAAAAACUCAGAAGAAGCUCAAGAGUGAAUGAGUGGCUUUCACUCUUAGGGAUGUUUUGUUUAACCCUCAGACUAGUAGUGCUUUAUGUAAAUAAAGGGCACUAAAAGCACUAGAAAUGGAGAUGAAGCAAAACCAAAACCCACUUUUUACUAAUUGAGGCUCUGAGCAAAGCAGUAGGUGUGUGUAUCAUUUCUGCUCUCACCUUCACAGGGACUCGAAUGUUCUCCUUUGUGUCUCAGUGGAGGCUGGUGUUGCAAGUACCUUAGUGUGUGAGUCAGCAUAGCUGUGGAGCAGGUAGAUAGUCCUGUUUGAGAAAAAGCCUUGGAGCAGGUAAAGGCUUAGUCAGAUUUCUUUUGCUAUGAAGACGUAUUGGUUGAUUAUAAGUUGCACUGUGGUGAUUGAUUCCCAUGGCUCUUCUAACCCUCAAUAUCUAAACUCUGAUUUUUGACAUUUUCUGUUCAUGACUAAAGGACCUGAGAGUUCUGUACCUUUCUGGAAGCUAUUUUUGUCCUACAGAAGUAGGAGCUUGCCUGUUUCUGUUGGUCAUUUACCUCAAAAAUGACAUGUAGGCUCUCAGGAACAUGGAUCCUCUUGGUCUACUGUGGUUAUCAGAAUCUUGCAGGAGGAAUUGAUUCCUUUCAGUCCCCUAAGGAAAUAUGCAGCAACGUAUUCUUACAGUGCAAUUACUUUAUCCUCUCUCUAAAAUGAGUAUAUUCUGGUUUCUCUAUUACUAAUUUUUGCACAGGAACAGUGCUGCUGUCUACCCCUGCCCUAAACAUAGGAGAGGGAAGGGCUAGGGAGCUUUGAUUGCACAUUAGUGAGUAUAGUAAGCUUUCUUGUGUGGGAGAGAGAGAUAGGGAGGGGUUACCCUGGGUGUAUGAAACUGCCAAAAUGAAGAUUUGUGACAUUGCUGAUGGAUGGAAAGACAAAAACAUGCACUUUGGAGUGGAGUUUAUUUAUUAUUUUUGAGGAAUCUCAUUCUGAUUGUGAAAUGGUAGCGAGAAGUCUCUGAACUGAAGAUGAGAAGUCAAGUGUUGUCAAUCCAUUUCCCACCUCUGCAUGAGCAGGGUGAGAGUGUGCUGGUCCUACAUCCCCUGGUGCCCUGACACCUUCCUGUAACAUGGGAGCUACGGAAUUUCCUGCUAAAUGCUACAUUUUACCACAUAUACAAAAAUUAGGGACCCUCCAGGGAAAAGCAAAGCAUUCAACCCCAUAUGCCCCAAUGUGCCCUCCAAGAGUGCCACUGGUGGCAUCCUGUGGAACAGUCUAGAGCUGGAGCAGGGAAUGGGGUUACUGAGGAAAAGGGUCCUCUCCCAGAUCCAGACCAUCUGUCAUGGCAACUGCAAAGGUAGGGGCUGGAUUAUUGCAUUCGCCUCCCUACUUUGCUUUUGAAAGCUUUUCUUUUUUAUUUUUUCUUUUUUUUUGUCUGAAAUAUGUUAUGGUCUAUCCUGCUGGACCAAAGUUUGAGUGUGUCCUGCUCCAUGGAUGCCCUGGGAAUGACAGGUCUCUCUGUCCCGUGGCUGUGCAGCAGUGGCACAGCACUCUGGUCUUUGGGAGCUGCCUGUGCCGCAGCUCCUCGGGCACACUGAGCCUGAGCAGGGAGCUCACAACCAUUAACUGUGUCUUUAACCUUCCUGCAGUGCCAGGUGCCUGUUUCUGCCUCCACCCAGGGCACAGGGCAGCCCUGGCUGGGUCUCCUGGGCAGUGACAGGGCCACUGCAGGGCUGGCUUUGGGAAAGAAUGAGUUCAGUGACAGACCAGGCUGCUGGCAAGUCCUAGCGCAGCCCACAAAGGAGUAACCUUCUGGCUUUGCUGAUGAGACAAAAUGGGGUUUGAUGACUUUUUGAGGUUUUUAAAUAGUAUGCAGGAUAGUCUUUUAAUUAGUGUAUUUCCAUCAAACAAGGUAAUAAUUAGGGGAAUGACUCUCCAUGUACAGUCUAGAAGAUGAUUUGGUAAAGUCCAGCAAGACUAAUGUGUAUGUUAGGGUAUGCUUAUUCUGUCUGUAGGUCUUUGACACCAUCCUUUUCAGGUAGAUGGAUCUAAAAAUCAUAGUUUUCAAAUAAGGAUUUCAUUUCAGUGUUGUUUGGAGAUGAUACAGUGACCAUUUAGAAGUCAUUUAAAAGUAAUGGUUGUGACUGAGUUUUGGCUGUAGAAGACCCCAGAUCCCAGGUAAAUCCAUGCUGCAGCAGCCCUUGCUGCUGGCCCAGUGCCUGGCUGUGCUCCCUGGGCCUGGGCUGGUCACACCUCCCCUCCAGGCUGUGGGUUUGCCUGGGCUCUCCUCCCUCUGUGCUGCUGCUCUUCUGCAAGUUCUGCAGAAACUUCACAUCCUCCAAACUGCCCUCAAAACUGCUCACUCAGGUGUGGCUGGGCUGCAGAGUCCUUCCUUACUGGCACCAAUGGCGAACAAAGGCAGUUGCACAACACACAAGUCUUGCUUUUAGUAAACCAAGCUAAAAUAGAACCAGGCCUGAUCCUCUCCUCUCACCUUGAACCCCACCAGGUGGAGAACCAGACCAGUGGUCGUUGUCUUGAACACAAACAGCUGCAGCCAAACCACCUCUGAGCUCUGGCUUUUCUCUCCAGCGACAGCAAAUCUGUGUGUGUGUCUUAUGUUCUGGUUGUGUGUGUGAUGAGAAGCCAUUUUAUUAUCUAUGAUUUUCUUAGAGUCUUGAUAUUUCAAACAGGAUUGGGUAUGAGAAAGGCCAUGUGCUUUCUUUCCAAAAAUACUCAAAGACUUCAAAUAUAUAUAUAUCUGAUUAGAAAUAUAUAAGAAUAAUAAGAAAAAAAGAUCCAAAAUGUGUAUUUCUUCUUGCAGCUGGACUGAAGUAGCUGCUAAGAUUUCCUCUCCCCAGCUGAGAAUUGGUACAGUUUGUUUUUCUUACAUGAUUUCCAUGAUGUUGAUAAUGAUGUAUUUGUAUAUUGUGACUGAUGAGAGAUAAUCAGACAGGGAAAGAGCACAGAAUUACCUGUCCUUUUUUCCAGUCAAGACAGAAUGUAUGAAUUUAUUACGAGAAAAAAAAUGUGCAAAUGAACUUCCUGUAAUUAGGUCAUUCUAACCUGUGUAGAACCACACUUUGUUUGAAAUUUAUAAAAAUUAUAACUAGUACAAAACCCUGUGGUUGAUGUCUCUAUAUGAAGCAACAAGUAAAACGAGAUUUUUUUUUUUUCUAUUUGAAAUAAAUGAAUUAUCAGUAAAGGCACAUUAUCAGAGCUGAAAAAAUCCACACAUUUGUCCAAUAUAACUUUAACUUGUCCAACAUGUGUCAAAAGGCAGAUUAGGGGUUUUUGUCCUUUCCCCCAUCUCCCUUGACUCUUAGGAGAGUGCAAAGGUUCACACAGAUAGCUCAGAGGAAAUCGCAGAUGACUUUAUAAUAGUUAUUCCUGAGAUAUCUGCAUGCCUUUGGCUACCAGUGUUCAUUAGGGAGUGCUAAUUGACCCAAAUACAAGCUGUGGAUCAUGUAGAAAGGCAAGCAGAAACCUGAAAUGAAACUGCAGAAAGAGUGCAAACCGAGCAAGAUAAUUAGGAGCACACCAGAUGCCAGUGUGGGGGUGGCUUUGUUCCCUGCCCCAAGCUGGCAAAUGCCCAGGGCAGGGAAUGGCCAGGGCAGGGAAUGGCCAGGGCAGGAGUGAGCGAUGCUUUCACGUGGCACAUCCAGGCCUGCAGCCAGCACUGCCCACACAGCUCCUGCCCCAGCCUGGGAGCUGUGCAGGACCCUUUGUGGGACAGGGGCUGGGAUGCAGCACUAACAGAGCUCCCAUCCAUCCUGGACAGGGGCUGGGAGCAGCACUAACAGAGCUCCCAUCCACCCUGGACAGGGGCUGGGAUGCAGCACUAACAGAGCUCCCAUCCAUCCUGGACAGGGGCUGGGAGCAGCACCGGGCCAGGCAGCAAAGGAUGGGUCCCACCUGGGGCAAGGGCCCGGCUGGGGCUGUGCUCAGCCCUGCCUUACUCUUAGCAGGUGCUCUGUGGGGAUGGUCACACCUCUCCCUCCUGUGCCUUAGCGGAGUUUGGCCUUAAAUAAAAUCCUUUCGAAGAACACAGCACAGGCACUGAUUUGGGGCACUUUGCACCAGGUUCUCAGAGAGGGAGGGAGAUGCACGAAGCUUUCUCUGGCCUUGCAGAGCCCCAGGUCCCCGAUCUCCUCCCAGUAAGCCCAGCAGUCAUUUCUCCUUUCACUUUCUUUCCUAACCAUCAUUUAUUUCCUUCUGCGUGAGUCUACAGACGGAGGGAGGCAUCGCUCUCCCCCUCCCUCUCCACCUCCCUCCCAGCCAUGUGACCGAGCUCUCCCUGCCCGAGUGAAAGUGCCCAGCCCUCAGGAGAGCCGGGCUCGCUCCGCCGCCGCUCCCCGGGAGAAGCAGCGCCUCUCGCAGCCGUGCUGGCCAUGGGGAGGAGCGCACGGCAGCUCAUCUCGCUCACCCUCGCCUGUGCUACCGAUAACUGGUGCGAGGCAACUGCUCCGGCUUUCCCCAGACCCCACAGAAGGAGAUCAGUCAUCUGAUCAACAGUUCUGCACCAGCUGUGGUGAAGUGUAGGGGCAAGAGCAACAGUGAACUAAAGUAUCAUAUGAAUUAUGCAUUUUUAGGUUCAUUUUGAGAAAAAUCACAGUAUUUUUUUUAGAUUUUUCAACUGUCUCUAGUUGGCCUUUGACGGCAACACCUAAAGUGUUGUUCUGUAAAAGGUGUGUUCUGUACAGCUCAGUGAAACCCAGGCAAUUUUAGGAGUCUGGAGUAUUUACAUCUACAUUUCUGCUCUUCUCCAGCAUAGACAUUUUUAAAGGAAAAUUGUGUUAAGGGUUAAGAUCUGUGCAUCUGCUCUUGUUCCUUUGAUUUUUAUGUUGAAUUUGAUUCAAAACCCAGUAAGUCUUAUUAUUCUUACUUAGUUUAUAUGUAUCUGAAAAUGGUUAGAUUUUGUGAGUUCAGCUAUUACUGAAGAUCUCUGUUAAUGGUGAGUGGCAAUAAAUAAAUGAAUACAUGGAAGAACUUGUGAGAUUUCAGCUGGUUUUACUCUAAACAUGCCUCUGGUAUUAAUCUGUCCUAAAAUCCUAAUCUCAGCAGCCUGCCUGCCAUCAACUUUGACACUGAUUCAUGAGAAAUUCCUUUGAAAGAACAAGUGUACAGUGAACUCAGACGUGUUGAGGCAUUCUCUGUGGAGUUGUACUUCUGGGAAUAUGAGCUGUCUUGGACUUUUGGGUUCCUUCUGUCUCCAAACUGGAGAAUUUAUCUCUGUCCUCGCACUAAUUUAGGCAGUAAAGCACUUUAACUACACCUAUAUCUUCAUGUACAUCAAAGAAUU